This is a messenger RNA of Megalopta genalis, 6473 nucleotides long. Its product is annotated as 1-phosphatidylinositol 4,5-bisphosphate phosphodiesterase epsilon-1. Gene Ontology annotation, biological process: Ras protein signal transduction; phosphatidylinositol metabolic process; G protein-coupled receptor signaling pathway. Lineage: Eukaryota; Metazoa; Arthropoda; Insecta; Hymenoptera; Halictidae. Gene Ontology annotation, molecular function: phosphatidylinositol-4,5-bisphosphate phospholipase C activity; guanyl-nucleotide exchange factor activity. The record is from RefSeq and is a predicted model, not a curated record.
ACCCAGACCGAGGAAGAGUCGAACUGGCCUGUUCCCAACCUUUCCUGUUCCAUUCAAACGCUCAUCAAUCGUUUUAAUGAGGUAAGCUCAUGGGCCUCGCAAAUGAUACUAAGCAGCACAACGUUAGACGAGAAGCAGGCGGUGCUAUCCUGUUUGCUUCGGGUAGCACAAACCUGUUGGAACAUUGGCAACUUUAACUCAGCCAUGGAAAUUAUCGGUGGCCUCAAAUCGAGCAAUCUGAAGCAAUUCUGGCAGGUAAUUAGCGAGCCCCCAACAGUUUUGGAAACUCUGUCCGCCGCGUUUCUGUCCACCGAAUAUGAAUCUGCGCUUGGCCGCGCGCUGGCGAUGCCGGAAUGCCCUGUGAUACCGUUCUUCGGCCCGUUCCUGAAGGAAUUGCGGGAUAUCAUCGCUGCCGAGUCCAAGCCUCGGGAUGACAGUAAGGACAUCCGCGAGCUGUCGCGGAUCAAGGACCCCGAAAACGUGCCGACCGCGAGACACAUUGCGAGAAUCGAAACCAUCGCGGAAUCGCCAACGGAAUGUAUAUCUAGGAACAGCUCCUUGGACAAGCCAGAGAAGGAUACUCCCGUUCGCGAUGCAAAGUCUGUCCUCGAGAAGAUUGCCGAGUUCCAUAAGCAUCGACACGCGCGCGGCAAGGAUGCGACGACCAGUUCACUCCAUCGCACCCUGAGCAUUCAUACGACCGCAAUCGAGCAAACCUACAUGGUCGAAGAAUGCGACGAGAACGACUAUCACCUCGAUCUCGAUUCCUACAAACCGGUGCAGCCACUCACAAUCGACCAUGGCGUUGCAUUAUUUCCUGUCGCUGCACCGCACUCUGGAAUGGAUUUGCAUCUUCUGCAGGUGCUGCAUCACGGGACAACGUUGGUGCACUGGGACACAGAAGGCGGUACAACAAGGACCGCGUUGGUUUACGGUAGAGUGGAUCGUGCUUGCGGAACGUUCGUUUGGGAGAAACCAGCUUGGGGCCUCCUGAAAACGGCCCAGGUAGGCGGCACAGCCUCGUCCGGCGACUUCUCGCUGACUGCCAAUCCGGAGGACACGGUGCCAGCCGGCCUGCUAGGAAGGUAUACGACGCCACAGGCGGAUUGCGCUUCCGUCACACUGGAAGAGGGAUUUUUAGAUCUCAGUUCCGUGAAGGAAGUGAUGAUCGGAUGCUGCGAUCGGGACAGAGAGACAGACCUACGAAGCAUUUGCAAGAGGUACGGGCUACCGGGCACCGACUCGUGUAUCGGCCUCAUGUACGGCUCAAGCCUGCCGGACAAUCGACUGAUGUUUCUGCUAUGCCCUCCGGCCCUCAGCAAAAUUUGGUAUAUGGGCCUCUGCUGGAUCUUACGAGGCCUGAAACGGCAACAACAAUUAACGGACCGUAGAUCGCGGUGGCUAAAGGAAAAGUACCUCCAGCUUUACUUUGACGAAGGCUGCGUGGAACCCAUGACAGCGGAUGCCAUAAGAGCUUUCGGUGGCCGCGAUUGGUCUGCGACUGAAACGAUCGGCACAUUAUCACCAACGAGUAGCACACUGCGGAAACGAAACAUUAAGACGAAGAAAACGAAAUCCAGUGGCAAUAUUCAUGCAUUAACAAAGAUUACGGGCAGCAGAGAAAGCUUGACGAGAAUCAUACCAGCAUCCCCACGGUCUAGCAGAGAUCGAAUCCUCCCGCGUAGCCCGCCUGGUUCAGCCCAACGAAUUAUCACUUCUAAUUUACCCUACUCCGGAUUUCACAGCCUGUUAGGCGUCGACAGGGACAAAGACAAGAACGGUUCAGGGAUGUCGGGUGGCCUGGAAGCACCAUGGCAAGUGAAGGCACGCGCAACUUCCAUAAUGUACGAGACUCAGCUGAACUUCGUCGAGUUCGUCGCACUGUUCCGCUCAUUCAGCCUAAGAGCCCGAAAGGAUUUGCGCGACCUAUUUGGCCAGCUGGCGAUCACCUGUCGCAGCCAGAGUGACGGUUCUUUGAGGGACUUCAAUAUACGGCCACCGGUGCUACGGCAGGCCAGCGAUGCGACGCCCCAACGAAUCGGUCUGCUGACGCGGAAUAACUCUAUCGACUGUCACGAGUACAAAACUAGCAGCAACCUGCAGAAGAAGCAAGUUUUCGAUGCGGUGGCUGCUGCCAGUAUUGUCAAUAAUUGUUCCGGCGUCGACACAUCGAAAUCACAAGUCAUCACGCUGGCAACGUUCACGAAAUUUUUGGAAUCGCGACAGCAAGAGAAACUGACGGACGAGCAGAUCAAAGAACUCGUCAAGCGACACGAGCCGGACCCAGCGCUGCGUACACAAUGGUGUUUGUCUUUCGAGGGCUUUGCACGGUACAUGAUGGACAAGGACAAUUAUGCUUUCCCAAACGAGUACGCGACACCUUCCGAGAUUGAAAUGCAACAGCCAUUGUCCCAGUAUUACAUCGCCAGCUCGCAUAAUACUUAUUUGACUGGCCAUCAGCUCAAGGGAGAAUCUUCCGUUCAGCUCUAUUCUCAAGUACUGCUGACUGGGUGUCGGUGUGUGGAGCUCGAUUGCUGGGACGGCGAUGAUGGGUCUCCAGUUAUUUACCAUGGGCACACCUUCACCACCAAGAUACCAUUUCGCUCAGUCGUAGAAGCAAUUGACAGAAGUGCUUUUGUCAGCUCCCCAUAUCCUGUGAUUCUCUCCAUCGAGAAUCAUUGCUCCCAGACUCAACAAGCUCGGAUGGCCCAAAUCUUUCAAUCGGUUUUCGGUGACAAGCUGGUGACGAAAUUCUUGUACGAGUCAGACUUCAGCGACGAUCCACAGCUGCCAUCGCCGUCGCAGUUGCGACAUCGAAUAUUGAUCAAAAAUAAAAAAUUGGUGGUGGAUCCUACCGGUCCUCUGGCACAUGCUCCCUUGUCUCAUCGUGGAAAGAUGGUUAUGUCCGAUCGUGCAUCUUCUAUGAAACAGAUGCGCACUGACGUAAGCAAUGCUGUCGUUGAAUAUUUCAGCGAGGACGAUGACGACGAGGAAGACGAUGACGAGGAUGACAAUAUUGACGAUAAUUCAAUUUCCAGUUACGAGAGGUACCAAGGCGGGACGCAGGUGCCGCAUAGUCGAUUAAAAUCCGAUUCUGCGGUCGACGACAAGUCCCAGAAGCAAAGUAGCCAAAUAGCUAAGGAACUCUCGGACUUGGUAAUUUACUUGCAAGCCAUUAAAUUUCGUGGAUUAAACACGACGCCGGGAACCACGGCGACUGGAAAAACGCGUCAUCAGCCACACACAGGCCCCGUGCAGAGGCAUAGUAUCGCUGGCAUAGUAACCUCCAGCAUACCUGGCACUUCCGGUUCGCCACAGUCGCUGUCGACGUCAACUUCGCUUGCCAGCGGUAGCAGCAACAUCGACAAUCUUUUUAGAACAAACCGUGGGGUUCCUGCCUGUUUCCAAUGUUCCUCCUUGAACGAGAGUACAGCCAAGAAAAUCUGCAGAAAACAACCAUUAGCUGUUUUGGCGCACUCUGAGACCCAGUUGAUUCGAACAUACCCAGCUGGAAUGCGUAUCGACUCCACCAACUUCAAUCCCGUGAUCUUCUGGGCCUUUGGGAUUCAAAUGGUAGCGCUGAAUUAUCAAACGGACGACGCUGGAUUGAAUUUAAACGCUGCUAUGUUCGAGCAAACUGGGCAGUGCGGCUACGUCAGGAAACCCUCCGUGAUGUGUGAUAAGGGACACAUGAUGUACAGACGUUUCAACCCCUGGGAUAAGGAGUUCGACGGCCUGCACUCGGCACACCUGACCCUGUCAAUAGUCUCCGGCCAGUACGUAUCCCCAACGAACUUCGUGGCGAGCACCUACGUGGAGAUCGAGUUAGUCGGGAUACCGAGCGACUGCGCGAAGCACAAGACCAAAGUGAUACAGAAUAACGCGUUGAAUCCCAUCUGGAACGAGCGGUUCUGCUUCCAAGUGAUGUUCAAGGACCUGGCGUUCCUGCGUUUCGGCAUCGUCGAAGCAAGCUCGCACCAUCUGAUCGCGCAGAAAGUCAUCCCCCUGAAGUGCUUGCGGCCCGGGUACAGGCACGUGCGACUCCGAUCCUGCAAGAACAAGCCAUUAGCCCUGUCCACGCUGUUCAUCUAUUCGCGCUUGGAAGAGGAGAGCCUGGACUACAAUACCUGCUGUCGCGACCACAAGGAGCCAUCGAAGCGAUCUUUGACAGGGAAGGAACCGGAGAAACUGACCACGGUGGAUCCCGGCCUGGGCGGCGUGACCUUGAAGCGGAGGAUGUUCUUCCUGAAGGUGUUCCACGUGGUGCCGAACGAGCCGUACACCAUUCUAAAAGUCACCCAGGACAGUACGACGCAAGAGGUGAUGGUGCAGGCGCUGCAGAAGGCCGGGAUACCUGCGGACAGAGUCGACGAGUACAUCUUGGUGGAGGAAGUGUCCCGGGGCUGGGAGAAGAAGGAGAAAGAGGAGCUACCUACCCAGAGAGUCCUGGACCCGACGGAGCGCCCGCUUCAAGCGGAAGCUCUGUGGAAAGGUGAGGGUCGAUUCUUGUUCAAGAGAGUCGGCGACGACCCGAGCACUAGAGCCUGGCUAGCGUCUAUCAGAAGCACGGCAGGUCACCCGAAGCUGGACUCGGACAGGGACACGUCCACGCACAUAUGGGACGAGACGGACACCUUUUUGGUCUGCAUCUACAACGUCUCGCCCGACAUUCCGUACGCCAUCCUGCGGGUCCGAGUGAGCAGUUCGGCUCAGGACGUCCUGGCACAGGCGUUGGUCAAAGCCAGGCGGAUGGAGGACCCGAUGAAGUUCGCCCUGGUGGAGGAGCUUGAGUGGGGAGGCACCGGAGCUGUUGGCAGCGGCAAUCGGCAGCUGAGGGUCCUGCGGGACGACGAGAACGUGUACAGCACGCAAGCGUUCUGGAAGACGCUCGGCAGAUUCAUCUUGAGGGAGCGGGAGCAGGUGAUUCCUAGGCGUCAUUUGCUCCCGGCCACCUUGGACAGGAUCAGCAAGGGCUUCGGCGUUGGCAGAUCCGUCUCUUUGCCGGGCUCUAGCAAAGAGAAGGCGCCGGUUUCAGAGGCACUCUCCGAUCCUACGUCCAGAGGAGCCAGACAUCGGCUGCUGACUCCUGGACGCAGGAGAGAGGUGCACUCUGAUGGCGAGGACACCCGCGAGUCCGACAUCCUGAACGCCGCUCUUCACCUGAAGAAACUCUCGCUGAGGAAGCUAAGGGUCUGGAAGUCAUAGUGGCAGUCCCGGGCGACGUCGAUUUCAUCGAUCUUCGCCACUCGGAGGAAUGAGUCGUAAGUUCCACCCUAGACCGUUGCAUUUCGGAAGACGGAGGCUAACUCUCUCGAACUAGUGAACCCGCUAACUGCGAUACACUCGACGCGAAUCACGAUGAUCGCUCUCUCUCUCUCUCUCUCUCUCUCUCUCUCUCUCUUUCACUCUCUCUCUCUCUCUCUUUCUCUCUCUAUCUCUCCCCCCCUCUCUCUCUCUCUCUCUCUCUUUCUUUAGAUCUCUAUCUCUAUCACUCUCUAUCUUUCGAACAGCCUCGUGUCUACGAGCAGCAGUGAUAAAACUGUUGACUAAACAGACGCCUAAUCGUACUCGACGGUACUCGAACAUGCAGAUUGCAGGAAGGCGAACCGGUUUAAACGAGUAGUAUGAUGGAUCCGGACGGAGUUUGAUUGGACGUAGUAUUUGUAAGGAUCCUCGAAUAUUGAGCUACAUUCGAGCGAUUGUACUCGCGGGGAUUUUAUUGGUUUAAUUGGGCAACGCUGGAUUUCUGGUUAACCCUGCUACGAUCCUGUUGGGCUCCAUCGCAAGUCCAGGUUCUUUGGGAUUUUGGUGAUCGGCUGUGGAAAGGGUUCAUUAAGGAGUGUUGAAUAGGAAAUUAAUUAGGAACAAUGGUGUCUAUAACCGUGUCUCUUUUGUCAGUUUUAUACAGAUUUUCUAUAAAUAACGCUCGUUGCAAUAAAUGUAAAGUAGUUACAUUGUUUCUCAUUGUUUUCGUGUAAGAGGCAAAUAUUGUACUUAAAAGUAUCAAUAUUUCAUUCUUCUAUUUAGAGUAGACGUUGGAAUGUGUAGAAGUGCAAUUUGAAGUACUUAUUGUUCUGUUUUAUUGAUUCGUAGAAGUCUUGCAGCAAGGGACAAACGAAAUUGCAAAGUCUGGAGCAAAUGAGAAUUCAUUGACCCGUUUGUAUCUGUGAAAUAAUUUUAAUAUACCGCAGAUACUGUUAGUAUGAUAGAAAGAUCGGGUUUGUAUCUGAAUGCUUUAAGACGAAUUUCGUGAGGCAUUUUGUAAUUCGUUCGUAAAGUUGUACCAUUUAUAAAGAAAUGUUAAACAUUAAUACAGUAACCUAUAGACAGUAAAAGAAAAUGUUUAAAAAUCGAUAAAACACGACAUUAGACAAACUUCAAUACGUUGAAUCUUAUGCUUGAUUCAUUGUAAGUAGCGGCAAGUAGAAAAAUGCUCUAUUAAUGUCAAUUCGUCGGUGAAAUUACAAAUUUGC